UUAAUCCUAUUAGUCUAAUUAAGCUUACCCAACAAGCCGGCACACUAGGUCUUUCUACAGAGCAAAGGUUUCAAACAUUGUCUUGAUUUUAUGAGAGGUCAAACGGAGACCCCAGAGCGCACGAUUCAGUUUCAGGUCAUCGGUUAGUCCACGUCCUUCGUCCUGGCUCCAACAUCUCUGGCGAGGAUGCUGCUUCGUCGGACGCUGUGGGCCGGUGCGCCCUGCGCUGCGCUGCGUCAUGGCGCUGCGCGUCUGACUUACAGCACUGCAGCACAGCCACAGGUGAAGCCAAAAAAGACCAAAUUUGGUCCUCUGAGUGACCAAGACCGGAUAUUCACAAACUUAUAUGGCCGUCAUGACUGGAGACUGAAGGGAGCACUCAAACGCGGAGACUGGUACAAAACUAAGGAGAUAAUACUGAAAGGGCAAGACUGGAUCCUGAAUGAGGUGAAAAUCUCUGGGCUGCGGGGCCGAGGAGGAGCCGGGUUCCCCACUGGCAUGAAAUGGAGCUUCAUGAACAAGCCCAGCGAUGGCAGGCCUAAGUACCUGGUGGUGAAUGCUGAUGAGGGGGAGCCAGGGACAUGUAAAGACCGUGAGAUAAUGCGUCAUGACCCCCAUAAGCUGAUAGAGGGCUGCCUGGUGGCUGGGAGGGCCAUGGGGGCCCGUGCUGCAUACAUAUACAUCAGAGGAGAGUUCUAUAAUGAGUCAUCCAAUCUGCAAGUGGCGAUUAAUGAAGCAUAUAAAGCAGGGCUGAUAGGGAAGAAUGCCUGUGGCUCGGGAUAUGAUUUUGACGUGUUUGUGAUGCGAGGAGCGGGAGCUUACAUCUGUGGGGAGGAAACAGCCCUCAUUGAGUCUCUGGAGGGCAAGCAAGGGAAACCCCGUCUCAAACCACCAUUCCCUGCUGACAUUGGGGUAUUCGGAUGCCCGACAACCGUUGCCAACGUGGAGACGGUUGCUGUGGCACCAGCAAUCUGUCGUCGGGGUGGUGCUUGGUUCGCCAGCUUUGGGAGGGAGAGGAACUCCGGAACGAAGCUGUUCAAUAUCUCCGGUCAUGUGAACACGCCAUGCACGGUGGAGGAAGAGAUGUCUGUUCCUCUGAGAGAGCUCAUAGAGAGACACGCAGGAGGAGUGAGGGGCGGCUGGGACAAUCUACUGGGAGUAAUCCCAGGGGGCUCCUCCACUCCCAUCAUCCCUCGCCAUGUAUGCGAUGAUGUUCUGAUGGAUUUUGAUGACCUGGUGCGUGCAGAGACUGCCCUGGGCACUGCUGCCGUCAUUGUCAUGGAUAAAUCGACUGAUGUGAUCCGAGCCAUUGCACGUUUGGUUGAGUUCUACAAACAUGAGAGCUGUGGCCAGUGUACCCCCUGCAGAGAGGGAGUGGACUGGAUGGAUAAGAUGAUGUGGAGGUUUGUGAAAGGCGAGGCAGCGGUCUCAGAGAUCGACAUGAUCUGGGAGCUGAGCAAGCAGAUAGAGGGACAUACCAUCUGCGCCCUGGGGGACGGAGCUGCCUGGCCUGUACAGGGACUGAUCCGACACUUCAGGCAAGACAUGGAGAACCGCAUCGCUCAGUAUAACAAGAAGAACCCCCCCAGAGAGCCAGAGAUUGAGAUGGUCUGAAACUGAAAACAGGCUGAUUUUGGCACCCAUUGCUCCAUAGCAAUGCUAUUCCUUACUGACUGACUGGCUCAUAAAGCUCUGUGAUGCUAUACAUGGAUAAUUUGUGCAGUUUCAAAAGUUCUUACGGUGCAAAUCUUAUGAUCUCUAAAUACAAUGUACACAGUGUUUGUCUUGCAAUAUCUUCCAAUAUGCCGUCAUUGCAUUAAACAUAGCAAACAUGUUGGCUAGUGUUUGGCCAGCAGUACUCCUUAGAUUUAGGUGACACUCAGUCACUCAGGAUCACGUUCAUCUAUAGGUGCGCUCCAUUUUUGUGCUGACUGGCAAGGGCCAUGAAAACAAAUGAACACGCCAAUUAUUGGCUCUUUAUCAAAGCAAAUUUAGCUACAACAUGUGCCGUCAGAUGGGUUGACAAAUCUGGCAUAUGCCGUUAAAAUUAUGGAGCACGACUAAUCAUUCUGGAAGCAAGUUUGACCAUCUAUUACCCACCAUAUUGAUGGAUGGUUCAUUUGAUAUGCAUCUAAAAUGCAGCUUAAACUGUACUAUUAAGUUCGCUGCAUGCACAGUUGUUCAGUUCUCUUGCCAGUUAUCUGUUCGUUAUUUAUGACUCUGCUCAUUUUGCUGACAUUUUAAUUGUGAACUGAAUUUCUCUCGGAGUUCCACCGACACUUGGUGCUUCCUAAUCCGGCUCCUACUGCACGGAUCUCUGUAAACGCCGGCACCACUAGUCGGUGUUCCCUGACACGCUGUAAUAAACAGAGAGGCUGUAGGGUGCUUUGCAUUUAUGAUGUUGUGUGUUCUUGUUAUAUCAACCUGCAGCAGCAACUAUUUGUAAAUGAAUUUAUCCUGAGUGACCAUA
This is a messenger RNA of Myripristis murdjan (pinecone soldierfish), 2470 nucleotides long. Its product is annotated as NADH dehydrogenase [ubiquinone] flavoprotein 1, mitochondrial-like. Gene Ontology annotation, molecular function: NADH dehydrogenase (ubiquinone) activity; 4 iron, 4 sulfur cluster binding; FMN binding. Lineage: Eukaryota; Metazoa; Chordata; Actinopteri; Holocentriformes; Holocentridae. Gene Ontology annotation, cellular component: respiratory chain complex I. Bases 187 to 1614 code for a protein of 475 amino acids. The transcript is spliced from 11 exons. The record is from RefSeq and is a predicted model, not a curated record. Gene Ontology annotation, biological process: mitochondrial electron transport, NADH to ubiquinone.